AUGGGUUGGAGGGACUUCUUCAAAAGACGACUGACUACUCGUUCAAAACAAACAGGAUUUAGUUUCAGCGCUAGUUCUGUCAAGAGAUUCAAUGACACCGGUACCGGCAGCGAGCAUCUGUUCGACAUCCUUCUUAUUUGCUCCUCAACCUCCAAUUCCGCGCUUGCACCUAGUCUGUCAGCGGCCGAGCAUUUCUUUUCCAUCUGUAAAAUCCCUUAUCGCAUAUCAAGCAUCACCCUUGACGAGAGGGAGAUAUGCCAAGACGGCCGAGAGUCUUUUGACGAGACUGUCAGAAGGUUACAGAGCUUCAUAGAGUCUUCACGACUCAAAGGUCUGAAAAGAACUCAAUCCUUUUCAAAGUCUGAUACUAGCACAACGCCUCAUCUCAUCAUUCUAGCCGACACUCUCGGCUCCAUUCUAAUCAGGGGAGUCGCACUAAAGUUUUGCUCCGGGGCGCCGACCAACACUAGACUGAUGGUGUUCUUCCAAGAGAGUAACUUUCCGUACGAACGUCAAUUCUUGGACGACAAGUACUAUGAAGAGAUAUAUGCCAGUGUGGGCGAAAUCAUCACUGAAUUCGAUUACAGGGUUCUCGAGGAUAUCAGCCCUGACCUAAACCGCGCAAUAUGGUUGUCUACACGUCGACGUGAUCCUGCUGCUAUUAAGUGCAAUAACAAAAUUUUUCGGCAUCUGUUAAAGACUGCCUUGGAGGAGACCCUUGAUCGUAUUGAAUCCGGAUUAAAGAAACACGCCACCUCCACGUAUGCAUCAGGAUCUGCUGCCGAUGCAUUCUUCACACAGCCACAACAGUACAAAGACUUCCUUGCUAUUCAACCCGCUCCACCAUCUUCAACGGAGCAACAUUUAAAAAAUCAUCAUGAUUCAAUCGAGGGCGUACAGCGUAUCAAAAGCCCUGCUAGACGCGUGCAAAUGACGACGACGGGUAGGAUCUUAGUGCAACCACCUCAGCCACCACUUAUCGCGAUACCGGAGACGAGGUCAAAUGUUGGUAAAAGUGCUCUACAUCCCAGCAAAGCAGUUCGGAACGGCCCGAGCAAUGAUGCAUGGAAAGAUUUGAGGGACCAGGCAGAGGCACGCCUCGAAAGUGGCGAUAACAAAUAUGCGCUUUUGAUGUUUGACGAGUGCUUAAGAAUGGCAAUCCCUUACGAUACAGCAAUUUGGGAGAUCAAGUCAAGCUUAGCAUUUGCUCGUAUGAUGCUUGGGCAUUAUGUUAAAGCAGAACAAGAUCUACGUCAGUUACAAGAAGAGCUUGGUAACUUUAUCGCGGAAUAUAAGCCCGAGCCGACCAUCACUCACAUUCAUGGGACUGUCUUGCUUUAUUAUGCCCUCGCAUUAUUAAGGUUGGGUAGGUAUAGCGACAUGGACAGAUGCCUUCGAGAGAUCGUACUCGUGGAUGAGCAUGAGAAAUCAUCAAAGAAACCGCUCAGAGAACAACAAAAGAGCCACACGUUUUCAGCGUCAGUUUGUCGACUCCGAGCCCUAGCAGCAGCACAGUUGGGCAAAUUUACUUCUCAGACGAUAAAUGAUGAAUUGAGGAAUGCCGAUAGGUGGUGCGAGAAGCUGGGAGAUGUCCAGUCUUCUGAGCCUGUCAGGAUUUCGAAUGUCCUCAACAAAUGUCGAAUCAGCACGCUCAGAGGCCACUACGCAGUCGCAUUAUCCAUGCUGCAACCGGAAUUGAUGACAACGAUUUCUGAGAUAGGUGAAACUGAUAUUCUGACCAUCGAGGUUGCAUUGCUGUGUUCAUUCCUCCACAUUGAAACUGGACAUAUUAGUGAAGGGAGACUGAUAUGCGAGAGGUAUGCUAAUGUGAUAGAAGAGAUUCUGGGCAAUGAACAUCCUCUUGCACUGGAGGCGGAACAUAUUUUAAUCACGGCAUCACAUCAAGAAGGCAAUUUUUUCAAUGCACUGGACGAUUCCAUCUCCCUGUGCCGCCGUUCCGGAUCCAAUGUUAACUUGGGUCACAAGCAUCCAUCAACGCUAAAAUACAAGACCCAACUUGGGACUCUCUAUAUCGAGUGUGGGCUCUAUUCUAGUGCCGAAGAUCUCCUGAAAACAGCUGUGGAAGAUUCGCAUCACCCUGAGACUUUGAAAGGCUGCACUCAGCUGGCACUAGCUCAAUAUCACCUUGGAAAACUGGACAUGGCCGAGAAGACAAUAUUCAAAGCUCUUUAUGGUUACUUUCUCCACUAUCUUCGGUUCGACAAAGACAAGUUGUGGUUGGAGAGUGACUCCAGCAAGAGCAUUCGACAGUUCUUGAACGAUAGUCCUCUACUACAUGGUGUUCAACAAGCUUUCAAAGCAGCGAAACCCGACUGUGCAAGGCACCCCGAUAUCCUAUACUCUCUAUUGACAUGUGCUAAGAUCGUGUCAAGAGAGCCCAGGACAGAUUUGGGACUCGCCCUUCGCAUCCUUCGACUAGUGCGUGAUGCUGCAAUGAACAUGUUCGGGCAAUUCCACACGCUAGCACUCCAGGCCUCUCUUACAAUGGGAGGGAUUCUUUCAAAAUCUGCAAUGAGAGAUGUGGAUGAUGUCGGGGGCCAGGAACAUUGCAGCGAGGCCAUAUCAUCUUUUGAUUUUAUUCUUCAACCAAGUACUGUCCCACUACAUUCUACGACAUGCUUUGUUGAAGAAUCGGACCUCUUCCUAGAUAGUGAUCAUCCUAUUCUCCUCGGUGCCAGGCAAGAGCGCGUGUUGUUAAAUAUACUUUUUUCGCCACCUGAAGCUGGCAUUGAGCAUGUUCUUGACGGCAAGGAUGAACUCAAUGCCAUCUUGACGGCGCAGAGGAAUCGACUAGGGCCAUACCAUCGGCAAACGGUAAAGACACAGACUACCAUCCUAAGUCUCGAGGUUUCCUUUUCAACUCCUUCCCCAGAUGUCAAGGAUAUUUUUAAAGACAUAGUCGGACCACUUGCGAGUGGUGAUGCUGAACAAGAAAGGUUUCUAGAAUGUUUGCUCUUACGGGAGAGGGUUGCGGGCAUUGUAAGGGAUCGACAAGAACUGCUUGGGGAUGAUUUCAAAGACUUAUUAGGUCAUAUCAGGAGUCAGAUAAAGAAAGGGGAAGAUAUGGAGGACUUGUCCAUUCGAGGGGCUGUCAAGAGGGUGAGGCAACGGACAAACUCCAUGAUGCGAGACCUGUGA
Molecule: messenger RNA, 3159 nt
Organism: Fusarium venenatum
Lineage: Eukaryota; Fungi; Ascomycota; Sordariomycetes; Hypocreales; Nectriaceae
Molecular function (GO): protein binding
Source: RefSeq, a predicted model, not a curated record